Haliotis rubra (blacklip abalone) is the source of this 2453-nucleotide messenger RNA. RefSeq names its product monocarboxylate transporter 5-like. Gene Ontology annotation, molecular function: monocarboxylic acid transmembrane transporter activity. The coding region runs from base 77 to 1933 and encodes 618 amino acids. Gene Ontology annotation, biological process: transmembrane transport; monocarboxylic acid transport. Lineage: Eukaryota; Metazoa; Mollusca; Gastropoda; Lepetellida; Haliotidae. The record is from RefSeq and is a predicted model, not a curated record. The transcript is spliced from 6 exons.
AGGCGUGCAGGGACAAAGACCAUAUUUUGAGCAAGUACGUAUAUACAGGUCGGAUGUGCUGCCACUAACGGAUAAAAUGACACAAGAUUCAAAGACGUGUCAAGAGGACGAAGCUGAAAGAGGCGAAAAUAUAUUUAUGACAACUAACAUAGCCAACGGCAAACCGUCCAAUACGGGAGAGGAUGUUGAUGCGGAAGAGAGCUUGUCAGGAAAGGAGACUGGCGCUGGAGAAGGGGUGAAGAAGAAUUCGUUGCAUGAUUGUGAUGAUGGGCAGUUACCGGAUGACAAUCAGCCAGAGGAAGAGGAUGAUGGUCUACCUAUCGAUCGAGGAUGGGCUUGGGUAGUGUUAGCAGGGAGUUUUCUGAAUGUUAUUAUAAUGGUUGGAUAUGGCCGGGCAAUAGCCAUAUUCUUUGUGGCCUAUUUGGAAGAAUUCGAGGCAACUGCUGCAAAGACAACCUUGUUUAUGGGCGUGAUGGCGGGAACGUUCAGUAUUUCAUCUCUCUUUUCGAUGAACGUAAUUCUACAACAGCUUGGAGAGAGGAAAACGGUACUUCUUGGUGGAACCAUAUCUGUUGUAGGAAUGUUAACAGGAGUUUUCGCCACCAGUAUUACGUACCUCAUUUGUACCCAUAGUAUUAUCAUUGGAAUUGGUCACUCCAUGAUUCAUGGUCCAGCAUUGGUACUAAUUGGAAAGUACUUCAAGAAGAGAAGAGGCAUUGCUACAUCAAUUGCUAUGUCUGGAAUGAGUAUUGGGGGGAGCGUGUUUCCACCUCUCGUUCGGUUUCUACUGGAUGAAUAUGGUGUCCGGGGAAGUAUGUUGAUCCUUACAGGAGUCACCAUGAACGUAUGGGUCGGGGCCGCGUUGUUUAGACCAUUAAGCUUCUUUCGAAAGAGGAUACGAAAGCCCGCAUCUAUCACGACCGCAGGCCAAAACGAUGACCAAAGAAACGCCAACGAGAUCCAUGAAAAUGAUCAAGCUUUUUCUGGAAAGGAACCAAAUAGAGUUAAUGGUGGAAACACAGUGGUCGCAUCUGAGAGUCAAGGCAAUGGCGCAAAAAUUCAAAUGAGUGACAAUGUCCGCAAGAGAGCCAGGCCACAAUCAGUUGGCAGCGUUGAAUCACAGACAGAUUCCCUCUCAGAAUGCCAGAUGAGAUUAUACACAAGUUACCCAGAUCUGACAUCAAUGUCAAUGGUGGAUAUACGAGAAGUUAAUUCUGAACCGAGUCACAAUCACCAUGAAACAAAGGAAGCCAAAGGUACAGCCAGAUAUUUGAAACACGCCCUGUCAGCACUUGACUUUUCCUUGUUCAGACAACCAAUGUUUCAGAUGAUUGUUGUUGUCGCUCAUUUCGGUGUACUUUUUGGAUUGGUGGGAAUAUACAUCCCUGCCCUUGCAAAUGAAAAGGGCAUCUCACAAACAGAUGCCGCAUAUUUGUUGACUUUGGCAUGUGUUCUGGACUUUUUCAGCAGACUGGCAGUCGGCUUCGUUGCCGAUCUCAAAAUCAUCAAAGUUAAUCAUCUGAUGGUCAUUGGAAUACUUGUCUCUGGAACAGCAACACAUUUUGUCUAUUUUUACAACUCGUAUGCUCUUUUGGUCGUGUUCUCCGUCAUUGUCGGACUCUUUGGCAGUUUUUACCAUUGUCUUAUGCCUGUUGCCAUUGUGGACUUCAUGGGACUUGAAAAGAUGGCGAAGGUUCUUGGAUUCUUAUCGGUAUUCCAUGGCCUGUCUAUAUCAGUGACGCAUCCGAUCAUGGGGACGAUCCGUGACAUGACAAAGUCAUACAACUUGUGUUUCACCUACAUUGGGAUCGCUAACUACAUAACUGCUGUGGUUCUACUAUGUGUUCCUCUCGUCAGACGCCGGGAGACCAAACUGAAAUCAGCGAGUUCCCCUGAGGACGUUGAAGAAAACCGACCUCUUAAAAGUAAUUAAUGUAUCUGGAACGGUUUGUACGUCAUCAAACGGUUUUAGUGAAUGAAAUGUCGAAGAUUACACAUUUCACCACCUCUGUGUAUAGAACUCGUACAUGUAUCUCAAUGCUGGAGAGUUACGCAUAUAUAUUGAGGAUCUGUCAAACUGGUGUUUGUAUGUACAAAAACAUACAGCACAUAUACAACUAUUGCGCUUCUGUGCUCACAUGCCACUGAAAGACACAUAUGUGUGUAAAGUUUUAUUGAUUUUAUAAGUCAGUGAUCCAAGCAGAUCUAGAUACUGUACAAGAGCUUAUUCUGUGUGUCACUUAAAAAAAGAUCAUGAAGAAAAAACUAUGAAACCCUCAAAUGAAACUUCACUGACGAAGACGUAAUUGUAUCAUAUUUUGACGUCAUUAGCAAUAGAUGGCGUCAGGCUGAGGUUCUUUACAAUGAAUAAUUGUGGAUUCAUGUUUCUUGAAAUGCAAUACUUGUUUGGCAUUUAUACUAUUGGUAUCUAUUCUAUUAAAUAUUUGAUUGCA